CACGCGGGGAGGCGGGCGCUCGGGCGGGUGCAGGAUGGUGGCAGCGGCGUCGGCGGCGUCGGACGGCGGGUAGAAAAUGGCGGAUUUCGAGGAGCUGAGGACACAAACAUGGUGACCGUUAUAAGAAAAUGUCGCCUACAAAGACGAUCAAGAUACAUAGCUAAGCCACAGAAAGCUACUUCAUUAGCAUUGGAAACUUCUGCCAUGCAAAAUAUGGUAUCAAGUUUUCGGGUCUCUGAACUACAAGUGCUGUUGGGCUUUGCUGGACGUAACAAAAGCGGGCGCAAACAUGACCUCCUGAUGAGAGCUUUGCACUUGCUGAAGAGCGGCUGCAGCCCGGCGGUUCAGAUAAAGAUCCGAGAGCUCUACAGGCGGCGCUACCCCCGGACGAUAGAAGGCCUUUCUGACUUGUCCGCUCUCAAGCCUUCCGUCUUCAACUUGGACAGCAGCUCGUCUCCCGUGGAAACAGACCUCAGUGGGUUCCAGCCCCAGGCAAUACCCUCAACUUCGAUCACCCCUCAGUCCCCUUCCUCACCACUUGGUUCAGUGCUGCUUCAGGACACAAAGCCUCGCUUUGAGAUGCAGCAGCCGUCCCCGCCCAUUCCGCCGGUGCAUCCCGAUGUCCAGCUGAAGAGCCUCCCAUUUUACGACGUGCUCGACGUUCUCAUCAAACCUACAAGUUUAGUACAGAGCAGUAUUCAGAGGUUUCAAGAGAAGUUCUUCAUCUUUGCUUUAACACCUCAGCAAGUCAGAGAAAUCUGUAUUUCCAGGGACUUCUUGCCAGGAGGCCGAAGAGAUUACACUGUGCAAGUCCAACUGAGGUUGUGCCUGGCUGAGACUAGCUGCCCUCAAGAGGAUAAUUAUCCAAGUAGUUUGUGCAUAAAAGUAAAUGGGAAACUUUUCCCAUUGCCGGGAUAUGCUCCACCGCCCAAAAAUGGGAUUGAGCAAAAGAGACCCGGGCGUCCACUGAAUAUCACAUCGUUAGUUAGGUUAUCCUCUGCAGUGCCAAAUCAGAUUUCCAUUUCCUGGGCAUCUGAAAUUGGAAAGAAUUAUUCAAUGUCUGUGUAUCUUGUGCGCCAGCUCACCUCAGCCAUGUUGUUACAGAGGCUAAAGCUGAAGGGUAUUCGAAACCCAGAUCAUUCGAGAGCGCUAAUUAAAGAGAAACUGACUGCCGAUCCAGACAGUGAAAUUGCAACUACCAGUCUGCGGGUAUCGCUGAUGUGUCCUCUGGGGAAAAUGAGACUGACAAUCCCCUGCCGAGCUUGUACUUGUACUCACCUGCAGUGCUUUGAUGCUGCUCUCUAUCUUCAGAUGAAUGAGAAGAAACCCACCUGGAUCUGCCCUGUGUGUGACAAGAAGGCUGCUUACGAGAGCCUCAUAUUGGAUGGGCUCUUUAUGGAAAUUUUAAACGAAUGUUCGGACGUGGAUGAGAUCAAAUUCCAGGAGGAUGGAACCUGGUGUCCCAUGAGGCCGAAGAAGGAGCCUCUGAAAGUUGCUGGCCCACAUUGCACAAAAAUAGAAAGUUCCAGUGUUGUCGGCAAGCCGUGCUCCACGCCAGUGGCUGGCAGUGAAGUCAGCAAGAAGAAGGUCGAUGUGAUUGACCUUACCAUAGAGAGCUCAUCCGAUGACGAAGAUGACACGCCCCCCAAAAGGAAAUGCAUAUACAUGUCUGAAACGCAAGCAAGUCCCACCAAAGGGGUGCUCAUGUAUCAGCCGUCUUCUGUCCGAGUCCCUGGGGUGAACGCAGUGGAUCCUGCCGCUAUUCCACCGUCAUUAACUGACUACUCCGUACCAUUCCACCACCCACCAAUGUCAAGUAUUUCAUCAGACUUGCCUGGUCUGGAUUUUCUUUCCUUAAUCCCAGUUGAUCCACAGUCUCACCUCGACGUUGCCCACAAGCACCACCCCCGGCAACAUCAUCACCUCCACCAGCCACCACGAGAGCAGCACGCGCGUUAGCUCCUCGGGCCGGAGCGAGACGGCCGUCAUCACAAGCAGCGGGACCAGCAUGCCCGAUAUCAUCUCCCUGGACUGAGAGAGAGACUCGCCCGCCUCUCCUGUUGCAUGCAUGGACCCUUGGACCUUACGGUGGCGUAUUUAUUGAAGGAGAGACGGCUGUGGAUUUUGUUACCUCCUGCAAGUGGAUUGACAAAACCAGUGCAAGAAGACAACUGACUGGAAGGAUAUUCUUCCCUCCCCUCCCUCCCUCCUUCCCUCCCCCCUCCUGACCGUUUUGGAGGCACACAAUCUGUUUUGGAACAAGUCAGGCCUUCAAGCUCAUUAUAAAGAAACUGACAUGGUUUAGUUGCUGCAUGGAUUAGUGGGGGACGGGGUCCCAAUGUGGAUUUUAAUGCGUUACCAACAGCAAUAAUGUAAAAAAAACAAAAGCGCCCAAGCUUUUUUGUAAAGUACAAAGCACUUACUCUGGAUUUACCAGAGCCUGUGUAACCCACACGAGAGGAAGGACUUGCGAUGUUUAAAUUCUCCUUUCCCUGGAGUGCGUCUUUGAUGGAGAAGGAAAGUGAAGUUUGGGGAAAGCUUCCUUCCCGCCAUCCUGUCCCAACGUUUUAUCUCCAUCCCAUUUUCCAAAUCGGGCAUGAAUUAUUGCUCUGAGGAACUGCUCGUGUAACAGUGCAACAGAAGAAAGCAAAGCUUGAAACAAAACGACAAUUUUUGCCCCCUGCAGAGAGUUUGUGGGGGGAAGAGAAUGCUAUGCAAAGUCAGCUCCAUACCCCAUAUCCAUGUUCAUAAAACAAAUGUGAAUGCAAACCCAGCCAUCACCUUCAGGACCAGGCGAUUGGUUCUCCUUGGAUGAAGGAAGAGGGAUUCCCGCUUCUCUUGCAAGCCAUGCCCUACAAGAGGGGCCGGUGCGUCAGACGUGAAUGUGACUUGGUGCCACAUUUUGCCUCCAUUAUGUGAUGGACUUUUUUUUGGGGGGGGGGGGGGCAGUUCUAUGGUAAACAAGGCUUAUACUCAGCUACGUCAGAGUAGCUGUGAAAACGAAAUACUUGAUCGCAUCCAUAGAUAAUCUUUGCCAAAUUGCCAGGGUUUGUUUUUUUUUUAACAUCCUUUUCCCACUAGAGAUGCUAAUAGAUCCCUUGAGCGGCAUGUGUACAGGUAGUUCACCUUCUGCAGAGGCCGCGUUUAAGGAGGCCACGCACACCGUUUUUACCCAUCUGCAGACAGUUCCCAAGUAUCUUGGGAAUAAGAAUACCAAUGCAGCUGGUGUGCAGCUCCUUUAUUUGGAAUGUUCUUAACCACCCAUUUCCCCAUGCUGGGAAUCCCGUCAGCGACGGAAGAAAUACACGGAUUGGCUUUUUAAAAAUUAGAAUUCACUAUCCCGGGGGGCGGAGGGGGGGGGCGUUCAUAGCUAGGCACAACAUGAGCAACAUUGGUGGUACAUUGGUUAACAGGCACACCUUUUGAGGUGUGUUGACAGGCGUUCAAAGCACACAGCAUCCUACCGUGACGUUUUACUAGAAGUUGCAGGGCUGGAAAUACAGGCUACCCCAUACUCUAGCGGUCGUAAAGUUGUGGCAUGUGGAUUUUCCUGACCGUUGAUAGCAGCUGGGGUGGGAUUCUAGCAGGAGCUCCUUUGCAUAUUAGGCCACACGUCCUUGAUGUAGCCAGUCCUCCCAAGAGUUUACAAAAAAAAGAGCCUACUGUAAGCUCUUGGAGGAUUGGCUACAACGAGGUGUGUGGCCUAAUAUGCAAAGGAGCUCCUGCUAGAAAUCCACCUCCAGAUAGGAGGGAAUCCUGCUGACCACGAGAGCCUGCAAAUAUCUUUCCGCAUGAGGGAGCCCUGCAACUUCUUAGUAAUAAUGUGGAAGAGGGGGGAUUUCAGACGUUCCUUUUCCUUUUGGGGGCCCCUCAAAAUUGGAGCCACCUGCAUUUUGAUAAGAGCUCCUCUAAUCGUCAAAUGCCAUCUUUUACAGCAAUUACUUUUUCAGUUUCUUCUCCCUCUCCCACCUUCAUUUCUCGGAUGUUACCCUGUUAAGAAUUAAAUACUUCAUUCUCCCA
Messenger RNA from Heteronotia binoei (common prickly gecko), 4020 nucleotides. RefSeq names its product protein inhibitor of activated STAT 2 (gene PIAS2). Bases 109 to 1959 code for a protein of 616 amino acids. Gene Ontology annotation, biological process: protein sumoylation; regulation of transcription by RNA polymerase II. The transcript is spliced from 15 exons. NCBI's taxonomy places the organism in Eukaryota, Metazoa, Chordata, Lepidosauria, Squamata, Gekkonidae. The record is from RefSeq and is a predicted model, not a curated record. Gene Ontology annotation, molecular function: SUMO ligase activity; transcription coregulator activity; zinc ion binding.